GGCAGCGGCAGAGCCACCAUGGAGCUGGCGAUGGAGAACCUGGGCAGCCUGCACGGCGUCCCGCACUCGCAGCCCGCGGAGCUGCUGAGCCCCGCACACGGGAGGCAGAGCUCGCACCGCAAUCUGGUCCCGCACGGCCGGCCGGCUAUGGUGUCGGGUAUGGCAUCCAUCCUGGAAGGGGGAGAUUACAGAGCCGAGCACAGCCUGACGGCCCCUCUGCACCCGGCCAUGAGCAUGUCCUGCGAAUCGCCGUCCGGGAUGAGCCUGAGCAGCACCUACACCACGCUCACCCCCCUGCAGCACCUGCCGCCCAUCUCCACCGUAUCCGAGAAGUUCCAUCACCCUCACCACCACCAUCACCACCACCACCAUCCGCACCAACGCCUGGCCGGCAACGUGAGCGGCAGCUUCACCCUGAUGAGGGACGAACGCAGCCUCGCUUCCAUGGGCAACCUCUACAGCCACUACCCCAAGGACAUGCCGGCUAUGGGGCAGCCCCUCUCUCCUCUCCCCAACGGGCUGGGCAGCCUGCACAACGCUCAGCAACCUCUGACUCCGUACGGUCCCGGCGGCCACUUGCCCAACGACAAGAUGCUGUCGCCCAACGGCUUCGAUUCUCACGCCGCGAUGCUGUCCCGGGGUGAGGAGCACCUGGCGAGGGGUUUGGGAGCCCCCAGCUCGGCUAUGAUGCCUCCCCUCAACGGGAUGCAUCCUCACGGUCACCCGCAUCCCCAAGCCGGCGGUUCUUUGCUGGCAGAAAGGGAUCGCCAGGCCUCGGCCAGCGGAUCACAAAGCGGAGGAUCGGGGCAGGUUGAGGAAAUCAACACCAAAGAGGUGGCACAAAGGAUCACGGCCGAGCUGAAACGUUACAGCAUCCCGCAGGCGAUCUUCGCUCAGAGGAUCUUGUGCCGUUCGCAGGGAACCCUCUCGGAUCUGCUGAGGAACCCAAAACCGUGGAGUAAGCUUAAAUCGGGUCGGGAGACUUUCCGGAGGAUGUGGAAAUGGUUGCAGGAACCCGAAUUUCAGAGGAUGUCUGCGCUCAGGCUCGCAGCUUGCAAACGCAAAGAGCAAGAGCAGCAGAAAGACAGGAGCCUGCAGCCCAAGAAGCAGCGGCUGGUCUUCACGGACCUCCAGCGCCGCACCCUGAUCGCCAUCUUCAAGGAGAACAAGCGCCCGUCCAAGGAGAUGCAGAUGACCAUCUCACAGCAGCUGGGCUUGGAGCUCAACACCGUCAGCAACUUCUUCAUGAACGCCCGCCGGCGGUGUAUGAACCGCUGGCAGGAGGAGCCAGGCACCAACCCUGGGGUCCCCUCUUCUUCUACAAGCACUUUCUCCAAAGCAUGAUGUCCCUCAGCCCUCUCUGCCCCUUCCUGGACAUCCUCCUCAUGACGAAGCCAACUCAGCCUCGUGCGCAUGCCCCAUUUGGGGUGGGUGCUUUUGGGCACUGCGAGUCCCCCACCCUGAACAAGUGUCGUGUCCUGCUGCCACCUCCAUCCAGCUUGAGGAGCAGGGAUGGAGGUUGCGGCUGGGCCGGCUCCUUCCCAUGGAGGGCUCUGAGGAAACCCCUGUGGAGUGUGGGAUGUGGGGCGGAGGAGAGGGAAAGGAGUUGCUUGGGGAUACCUCACAAAGCUUGUCUUCACCCUCCCUGCCAGAGUUCAGACUUUGGAGAUAGGGGCACUUUGUCCCCUCCUGUUCCCCCCCACAACUUCUGCUUCCACCACAACCACCCUUAUGGCUCCCACAGUUUUGGGAUAAAGAUCGAGGAGGAAACGCAGGAGGUGAAGUUGUGGGGCUGGUCUCUGGUACAACCCCAGCUUUCCAAGGGCGAAAUCCCCAUUAUUCAAAGGGGAGUAAGCAGAGAAAACACUCUCUGGGUGCCUGGAGGUGACCCCAGGUCUCUGCUUGCUGAAGCUUUUUGCUCCCCUGAGGCACAGCAGGUUUUCCCAAAGCAGUCGGACCCUCUUCUCCACCGAAACGCGGGCGCUCCUCUCCCUUGAAGCUGUUGAAAACUCAGCCAAGGGCAGCCCCACAACCUCCCUCCAUGGGCACCUUCCUCACCCCCCCGGAGACCCCCCAGGAGCACCCACCCCACCAGACCCCUCCGCACACCCCGACCCAUCUCUGGGUCCCCCCAAAUGGCUCCAUGCGUCCGAGCAUCCCCAGCGGCACGGCGGCCGCUCCACCUCGCGCCCACGCAGGUCAAGAAGCACAUUUUAGCUACAGAAAUCGGGUAUUUAAAAAUAUGAAUUGUUUGAGAGGAGAUGGGAGGAGAGACUUGGAGCGAAGAAUCGCGUCUGUCCCGGCAACCGGCUUGGGGCCGGGCUGGCUCCAGCAUUCACCAUUGGAUUCCUGGUUCACUUUUGGGUUGAGGAUUGAACUCAGACAAAGCGGUUUUGUUGGCUUUGUGUCUUGCCCCGUCCUCCCCUCCACACGCACUCUUGCCCUUACUUGUCUUCGUCUCUCUUACCAAAGAUAUUGCAAAACCAAAAACCAAACCGAAUCGCUCCCGGGAGGCAGCGGAGAAGGAAAACCCCACGGAUCUGGUUGUGAAAUGCUGCGUGUGUGAGAAGGGGAAAACUCUCUGAUGAGCUCGAAAGGGGAAAAAAAAAUAACCAACCAACCAACCAACCAACAACCAAACCCCAACGGGAUUAACAACAGAAACCACGGCCAAGCAAACUCAACGCAAAGACCGGCAAAUUUACCAAAAGGAAAAACCAAAUGACGAGAGAUUUUUGUUUUUGUUUUUUUUUUUGUGCCAAUUAACAACCUGCCUUAACCGCGCAAUCCUGGAGCAGUGGUACUAGCUUCAAAACGAUCCCUCCGAGCUCUCGAUGGUGACUUGUGCCAUAUGAAAAGCAAUCACGAGGCCAAACCCUUGCAUUCGGCCGUCGCCCCGACCCUGCAGGCUCUGUGCUGUCCUUGGGGACUGAAGGAGCUGCAGGGACUGGGAAGGGCUGAGGGAGGCUUGGGGAUGGAGGGGAAGGCCAGGUCCUCCUUGCCAGCCCCAUCACUUGGGGAGAAAGAAAAAUCCUCCAAAGCCAACCCC
Phasianus colchicus (ring-necked pheasant) is the source of this 3049-nucleotide messenger RNA. RefSeq names its product one cut homeobox 3 (gene ONECUT3). The record is from RefSeq and is a predicted model, not a curated record. Gene Ontology annotation, molecular function: RNA polymerase II cis-regulatory region sequence-specific DNA binding; DNA-binding transcription factor activity, RNA polymerase II-specific. Gene Ontology annotation, cellular component: nucleus. NCBI's taxonomy places the organism in Eukaryota, Metazoa, Chordata, Aves, Galliformes, Phasianidae. Gene Ontology annotation, biological process: regulation of transcription by RNA polymerase II.